Messenger RNA from Cucumis sativus (cucumber), 921 nucleotides. RefSeq names its product thioredoxin F-type, chloroplastic. The coding region runs from base 120 to 662 and encodes 180 amino acids. The record is from RefSeq and is a predicted model, not a curated record. The transcript is spliced from 3 exons. Lineage: Eukaryota; Viridiplantae; Streptophyta; Magnoliopsida; Cucurbitales; Cucurbitaceae.
UCCAUCAACCUCCUCCUUCGACGUCUUGUCCUGCAGCAGCUUCGCUUCACUUUCUCCUCCGCCAUUUCUGAACCUUUUCCCAAUCACUCUCUCUCUUUCUCUUUCUCUCUCUCUUUUCCAUGGCUUUACAUUUCUCUCUCUCUCCUCCGUCGGUCAGAUCGUCGCCGUCGUUUCCCUGCAGUGGAAGGCAGCCGAUCGCCACACUUUCCGAAUCGAAGAGUGGCUGCUUCAGUUCGAGGAGCUUGAGUCUCUCUAGUAGCAGAAGCAUUGGUGUUUCCGGUAGGAAUGGGUCCUUCAAGGUCAAUUCAAGCUUGGAGACUGCCGGCGCUACUGUUGGCCAAGUCACUGAGGUCAACAAGGAUACUUUCUGGCCCAUUGUCAAUGCCGCUGGUGAUAAAACCGUUGUGCUCGACAUGUACACCCAAUGGUGUGGACCCUGCAAAGUGAUGGCCCCCAAAUUUCAAGAUUUGUCUGAGAAAUAUCUUGACGUUGUCUUUCUAAAGCUUGAUUGCAACAUAGACAAUAAGCCAUUAGCAAAGGAACUUGGGAUAAAAGUGGUGCCAACUUUCAAAAUUCUAAAGGAUAAAAAGGUCGUUAAAGAAGUAACUGGAGCAAAGUUUGAUGAGUUGGUUCAUGCCAUUGAUGCUGUAAGAUCCAGCUGAAAACUCUCCUCUCUUCUCUUCUCUUCUCUUCUCUUCUUUGUAAAUUCAAAUAAUAUGAUGCAAGGAAGAGUAUUCAGGACAGUUAUUUAUUUUACUCUAUUAGUUUAAUGAUUUUGUGUACUGUCAAGUGUUAAGGAAAAAGCAGUUCAACCAUGGGAAAUGAUUCUGUAUAUAGAUGUGUGUACAAUGACAGUUCCUACAUAUUCCAAAAUUUACUUUGCUAAAUACAUUUUUUUAUGAGUGGGUUUGAAUGUUUUUA